This is a messenger RNA of Prunus dulcis (almond), 1413 nucleotides long. Its product is annotated as protein FAR1-RELATED SEQUENCE 12-like. The record is from RefSeq and is a predicted model, not a curated record. Gene Ontology annotation, molecular function: zinc ion binding; nucleic acid binding. NCBI's taxonomy places the organism in Eukaryota, Viridiplantae, Streptophyta, Magnoliopsida, Rosales, Rosaceae. Gene Ontology annotation, biological process: regulation of DNA-templated transcription. The transcript has a single exon. Bases 1 to 1413 code for a protein of 470 amino acids.
AUGAGGAAUGUGAACACCAAUGUGAAUAACCCAGAAAUAGUAAGGGAGUUUAGCUAUUGUGUGCAUGGUGGUUUGACACCAGUAGCUUUCGAACAACAUUGGCAGCAAAUGAUAGAUACGUAUGAUCUAAAAGGCGAUUGGAUCGAGAUGAUGUAUCGUAAACGGAAACGAUGGGCUGAAGCAUACUGCUCGGGGCAUUUUUUUGGUGGGAAUACCACCACACAACGUGUCGAGGGUAUGCAUAAGAACUUGAAGGAUGGAAUUGGUAGAGGCAUGAGGUUAGUGGAGUGUAUUCCACGGAUUGAAAGAUCGUUAUUGAGGUUGAGAAAUGAGAAUGUGAAGGAUGACUUUGAUUCCAACCAUUCACAUCCACUCCUUCGCACGCACCUUCGAUCACUAGAGGAACAUGCAGCUUCUAUUUUCACUCACGACAUUUACAAGUUGAUAAGAAAUGAGAUAAACAAGGAGGCAAAAUUAAUUCUCGUGCAACCCGUAAGAAACAAUGAAGAUCCUCGUGUUUACACAUUUUCCAAAUUUGGAAGACCCGUUGAGAAAUGGACUGUUGUGUACUACACGAAAGAGCAACAUCUGCAAUGUUCGUGCAAAUUAUUUGAAUCCAGUGGAAUUCCGUGUUGUCAUAUGUUUGGAGUCAUGAAAUGUGAGCAUAUGGAUGAAAUACUUCCGACCUUAAUAAUGAAGAGAUGGACAAAGGAUGCAAGACGUGGGAGUGAAAUUGUAGUCAAGUCUGAUGAUGUUCCCCACGAAACUAUUCAAAUGGCUAGGUUUGGGUCAUUAAGCGUUGAUUUUAACAAGCUUUGUUUUUAUGGGUCACAAACAGAAGUCGCUUACAAGAGGCUAAAGGCUGAAUGUGGGAGAUUAAAUACUUUGGUUGAGACAUGGAAGGAGCAACAUGAGCAAACUAGUCUUAAACUAGGAUGCCAUAAUAAUGUUGUAAGAGACCCCAUAGUUGCUAAGACAAAAGGAAAGCAAACAACGGGAAGCAAAGGCAAAAAGGCCCCACAAUGCGGAGAGUGCAAGGUUACUGGUCACAACAAAAGAAACUGUCCAAAUCUCAUUGUUGGUGAGGGAGGUAAGCGGAAAAGGGGUUAUACAAGUGACAUGAGCGAUAUUCUUUCUAGUUUUGGACCAGAAGAUGAUACAACUGUUGGGAACAUAACAUUUUAUUCCUCCUCGAGUGCUGUGCAUGGGACUAAGAUGUUGUCCUCUUCUUAUACCCCCCCUAACUCGGGCUUCUCAUGUGGCGAAGUGUCUAGUGGCUCCACUCAUUACACCUCUGAUGGUUUCACCUUUGACACACCCGAGUAUAGUGUAUUGGAAUCACAAUUUGACACACAAGCCUCGCCACGUAGGGAUCGUAAUAGAUUUUGGGUUCCAUUCACCCCAAUAAAAUGA